AUCGACGGAGACUUCACUAAAAAUCAGUCGAGAACCCAAAGAAGGCAAAGGAGAGAGCCAGAGAGGCACACGGGUGAGCGGAGGAAGCUGUCGUCUUCUUCCUCCGAUUACUCUUUGCCGCCGACGUGCGGGGAAGCUGCGGCGGGCCAGUAAGGUGAAGUCGUCUUGGAGCGAGAAGCUCCCCCUUCUGUUCCCGCUUUUCUUUAACGAGCCGUCCCGCUUCGUUCCAGUUGCCGCACCCGUAGGUCGUUGCUCCGCAGAACCUACGCCCGCCACCUGUUCGGCCAAAUGUCUCACCGGCUCAAGACCACAAAAGCGUCGCCGUCGAGCACUGGAGACCACCUCAGCGCCCUCCCGGACUCCGUGCUGCAGCACGCGCUUGGCUUCCUUGAGGCACAGGAAGCCGUGCGGACGUGCGUGCUCGCCCGGCGCUGGCGCCACAUCUGGAGGCUCAUCCCUCGCCUGCGCAUCACCGACGUCGACGCGUUUCGGAGUGUCGAGAAGCUGAACGAGUUUGUCGACCAGCUGACUCUGCCCCGAGACCGCGGCUCCACUAUCGACGAGUGCGAGUUCGAUCUCCGUGGGUUAUUGCAACUUGAGGACGCACAUGUUGACCUCUGGAUUCGGCGUGUUUUGAAGUGCCAUACCGGGCUGCUACAAGUCCAUCUCUACGCUAAUCUACCAGCCACUCAGGGACCAUUAAUCGUCAGACUGGACAAUCGACCUCUCUUCUCCCCGCACCUGUGGCGAUUAGAGCUCAAUGGUGUCUUCUUGGAAGAUAGCUUGCUUGAUUUUUCAAGCUGCUCGGUGUUGAACGAUCUAGAGAUCACUAAUUGUGUCAUCGAUACUGAUCAUAUCUUGUCCCAAUCCUUGAAAAAACUUAGCAUCAUGGGCUGUGAGCUUUGUUGGCGACUUCACCCAACUCUCAUAUCUGCUCCAAGUCUUAUUUCACUGCAGCUAAAUGAUUAUAUUGGUGUGACUCCAGUCCUUGAAAGCAUGCCGUUACUAGAAACAGCAACUGUGAAUCUUGGCCACCAGAAUGAGCAAUACUGUGAUUUCUGUGAUAAAGGUGGCUUUGGAGAUUGUGAAUGUGGGAUGUGUUAUAUGUAUCCAGACAAUGAUUAUACACCCGAUGUCUCUGUGCAUCUUGUGGGUCUGUCCAGCGUUACAUGUUUGGAAUUGAUAGCUUCCUCUAAAAUGGUUACAUUCAAAAGGGAUCUUCAAUACUGCCCUGCAUUCAGUAAGCUAAAAUCUUUGUUACUCAGUGACUGGUGUUUAGUUGCUGACUUACAAACACUACUACACUUUCUCCAUUACGCACCAGUUCUAGAGAAACUCACUCUUCAAGUCUGUAAGAAACCCAAAUCAGAUAUGGAAUUGGAAGGCAAUGACUUUUUGGAACAAUCCCUUGUGCUGAAGUACCUUAAGAUAGUGGAAGUUAAAUGUCAAAUGAUUGACGAGCAGAUUCAUAAUCUUUUGAAGACCUUGAGCUUCAGCAGCAAAUCCCUGGAGAAAAUUAAUGUCCAAAAGCUGUAGCAAGUUUCAGUUUUGAGAGACGAGGUUAACAAGAUCAGGGCUGCUGAUGGACCAACUACUUCUUGAUCGCCGAGAAAUCUUCCACUUGGACUUGAGUUUGUAGCAGUGUUUGCCUUCUAUGUGUUUGGAUAUUACUACCUAGAUGUAGCUGGAUCGCAUAAUUAUUCCUGUGUAGUUUGCAGGAUGACUUAUGUUGUGUUAACUGAUAACCUAAGAUGUUAUCUUGGGGGGAAGCCCAAGUAAGUCUCUCUAUUCUCCUUCGACUAUUCGGGGAUAUAGCAGGACUCAUUCCUUGAGUUAAGACUGAUUUUUAGGAAGAAAUAUGGCUUUUUCAGCUGCCGCUGCCAGCUGCUCCCUUGCAUCAUAUGUGUGCACAUGAGGCCUAAGUCAGAGUGCGGCGAGGCCUCGAGCCAGAUGUAGGGAAGUUGUUUGUAAUCUGAAUUUGAAUACAUGGGACGCAUGUGUAGUCUAUAUGUUCAGUUUUGUUGGAAGGGUCUAUAUGUUAAAUCAUUGUUUGUAGA
This is a messenger RNA of Triticum aestivum (bread wheat), 2057 nucleotides long. RefSeq names its product MEIOTIC F-BOX protein MOF. The coding region runs from base 289 to 1536 and encodes 415 amino acids. The transcript has 4 exons. Gene Ontology annotation, molecular function: protein binding. Lineage: Eukaryota; Viridiplantae; Streptophyta; Magnoliopsida; Poales; Poaceae. The record is from RefSeq and is a predicted model, not a curated record.